Molecule: messenger RNA, 1146 nt
Organism: Lodderomyces oxycetoniae
Lineage: Eukaryota; Fungi; Ascomycota; Pichiomycetes; Serinales; Debaryomycetaceae
Gene: MUQ1
Product: ethanolamine-phosphate cytidylyltransferase
Exons: 2
Coding region: 1-1146 (381 amino acids)
Biological process (GO): phosphatidylethanolamine biosynthetic process
Cellular component (GO): cytoplasm
Molecular function (GO): ethanolamine-phosphate cytidylyltransferase activity
Source: RefSeq, a predicted model, not a curated record
AUGUUUGAAAAACCAGAAGGAAUUGAAAACUGUCGGAUCUGGAUUGACGGGUGUUUUGAUUUUGCCCAUCAUGGACACGCAGGAGCAAUGUUGCAAGCACGGCAAUUGGGUAAAGAGCUCUAUGUUGGAGUUCACUCUGAUGAGGAGAUACUCGCUAAUAAAGGGCCCACGGUUAUGACGCUAGAAGAACGAUUAACCGCCGUUGAUGCGUGUAAAUGGUCAACUAGGGCGAUUGCCAAUGCGCCGUAUGUCACUGAUCCCAAAGUUAUGGACGAAUAUGACUGUAAAUAUGUUGUCCAUGGAGAUGAUAUAACCACCGAUGCUAAUGGGGAAGAUUGUUACCAAUUGGUUAAGGAUUUGGGUCGCUUUGUUGUAGUUGAAAGAACCCCAAAUAUAUCUACUACGGAUUUAGUAGGACGGAUGUUGUUGAUGUCAAAGAAUCACCAUUAUCCUGAUUUGAACAAAAAUUGGAAGAAAUUGUUAACUGAGGGGAAUUUGGAUAGAUUUAGAAAAUACGCCACGGAUGAAACUGGGUUGAAUUUGGGAUCUAUAGUCUGGUUGAACACUGUUGAUGGAUUAAAUGUUAUAGUAGAGCCUAAAAGGGGAGAAUUUGAUGCAAACCAGAAACUAGUUUAUAUUGAUGGUGGGUUUGACUUGUUUCACCCAGGUCAUAUAGAAGCCUUAAAAACCGCUUAUCAAAAAGCAAGAGAAUUUAGUGGUAAAGUUAUAGUUGGCAUCCAUGAUGAUUUAACAGUUAAUCAAUACAAGGGGUUAAAUUAUCCAAUCAUGAACAUUUUUGAAAGGUCAUUAUGUGUGUUGCAGUGUGGCUAUGUUGAUGGAAUAGUAUUAAAUGCACCCUAUAUACCAACCAUGGACUUUUUAUCAAAACUAGGAAAUGUCAUAAAAGUGUAUCAUGGACCUACCGAAAUUGACGCAGAUGAAGUAUACAAUAAGGUUAAGCAAGAGUUUGAAUUUUUACCAAAACAUAAAUACGAUAAUAUUAAUACCGAAGUUAUUGUGAAUAGAGUGUUGAAGAAUAAAGCUGCUUAUGAAGAGAGACAAAAAAAGAAAGGUUGGAAGGCGAAUAUAGAAAAAGUUUUGGAAGCUAAUGAGAGAAACCUUAGAGAAAAGUCGCGAGCAGGAUAA